AUGCAACUGGAAAUCACUGUUACUGCCAAGGAUGACUACAGCCUUGUUAAGAGUUCUCUGUGGGUUGGCGAGGAUGCCAGUCUGAUACCGGAGGAUGACACUGGCAUUCCAGAUUAUCCCAACUUCCCUUACACUUGUACCAACACCAAUGAAGAAACCUCUUGGAAAUCACUUGUCCUGGUCAACAGAUCAAGUACAUGCAAUGUGGACAUGACAGACUUUGGUUUGACUGUGGUUUCGCAAGUCACAGUUGAGCAAUCAGACGGCCAAGAGGUCGACGCUUAUGCAGUGGAGAAUGACUUUGAUGGAACAGACCUCUACAGUGGAACCAGUCUAAUGGUGGAAUGGAAUGCGUGA
Molecule: messenger RNA, 357 nt
Organism: Seminavis robusta
Lineage: Eukaryota; Bacillariophyta; Bacillariophyceae; Naviculales; Naviculaceae
Source: the annotation of a GenBank genome assembly